Messenger RNA from Ylistrum balloti, 4611 nucleotides. Its product is annotated as serine/threonine-protein kinase PLK1-like. Lineage: Eukaryota; Metazoa; Mollusca; Bivalvia; Pectinida; Pectinidae. The record is from RefSeq and is a predicted model, not a curated record. The transcript has 14 exons. Gene Ontology annotation, biological process: regulation of cytokinesis; mitotic cell cycle; protein phosphorylation. Gene Ontology annotation, molecular function: ATP binding; protein binding; protein serine/threonine kinase activity. The coding region runs from base 492 to 2456 and encodes 654 amino acids. Gene Ontology annotation, cellular component: spindle pole; nucleus; cytoplasm.
UGUGUACAGUAAUAAGGAAUAUAUAUGUCCAACGUUUGUUGGUAAUGUGACAUAGCUCUCAGGUGUUCACCAUUACAGCAGGUUGCGUACAGAUGCUGGAAAGGUCUCGCGUGCAUAAUUGAUACGGACGACCGAACGACCUGCUAUUAGCUACCACUGCUACGGGCAAAGUACAUGCACAGAGGACCCCUAUCACAUCGGGGGAUCAGAGAAGUGUAUUGCCACGAUUGACUCUAAGCUAAAGCCAAUGAACAGAUGUAGGUUUCAAGAGAGGAGAUAAAAUUCUCACCGCCGUCCAUACAUAGAUCUAGCUUUGGUAGACAUAGUUUGAUUGUUUUAAGAUAUAAACCGUCUUUAGUACAUGAUAAAAAAUAUUCUCUUUUCGACAGAUUUUUUAAUGUGUGUAUAUGUGGAUCUAUACUGGGGUGAGCAUUCCUGAAUUCUUUUCUAGUUCAGAAGUGAGUGUUUAUUCAUGUUAAUAUAAGACAGCGAUGUCGGUGGAUGUUUUACAACCGAAAUUUUCAACAGGACCAAACUUCAGCUAUCCUCAUUUUCCACAUGUGAAGGAAAACAGAGGGACGCAAGUCGAGAUGAGACAACAUAGAACUACAGAAGAUACAAACAGCAAAAUAAACGUGAAUCACUUCGAUCCAAAUUGUAUAAUAUAUGAUUCCACGUCCGACACAACAUACCUACGUGGACGAUUAUUGGGAAAGGGUGGAUUCGCACGGUGCUACGAAUUGCUGGAUUUAAACACAAAUAAAAUUUAUGCAGGGAAAAUUGUUUCUAAGACCAGAAUAGCAAAGCCACAUCAGAAACAGAAGAUUAUUCGAGAGGUAGAGCUACAAAGAAACUUAAAACACCAGAACGUCGUAGAAUUCCAUAGCUUCUUUGAAGACGAUGAGUUUGUGUACCUCGUGCUUGAGAAUUGCAGUAGAAAGUCGCUUGUACACAUGCUCAAACACCGGAAGAUGCUCACAGAAAUCGAAGUUCGAUACUACAUGCGACAGUUGGUAGAGGGCGUCAAGUACAUUCACAGUCAUAACAUCAUACACAGGGAUCUCAAGCUUGGGAACAUGCUUCUCAACGAGAAUAUGGAACUCAAAAUUGCAGAUUUUGGAUUGGCGACUAAGAUCGGCUACGAAGGAGAAAAGAAAAUGACGGUAUGUGGUACCCCAAAUUACAUUGCACCUGAAGUACUUCAGAAACGAGGUCAUAGUUAUGAAGCUGAUGUUUGGGCUCUCGGAUGUGUUAUGUACGCCUUAUUGGUAGGACGUCCACCAUUUGAGACAUCAACACUAAAGGAAACCUACGUGAGAAUAACCGGAAAUUCUUACGUAUUGCCCAGCACAAUAUCCGGGCCUGCCAAAAAUCUUAUCCAAAAGUGUCUCACACCAGAACCAGAGCUACGUCCCAGUCUAGACCAGUUUCUAGCAGACGACUUCUUCACUUCCGGUUACAUGCCAAAGACGUUGCCUUCCUCUUGUUGCAAUUCUGUACCGAAAUUCCCAGUGUACACAAAAUUUAACAGACCAAAAUCCUAUGCAGUUCCAGAUAAACAAGAUCCUAUAGAAAGAGUCACGUCUCCAUUUAGAAAAGUGGAAAUCACUGCAAGAUCCGACAAGAGUGAUAAAACAUCAGAGGGUAGUGAUAGAGGUUCUCCAGCUGCUUUCCCGCCAAUCAAAUCACCAAUCAGAGAACUCGUCUCAGAAAGGUCGAAUAGAUCUGACAGAUCUGAUUCACCACCACAACGAGAUCUUUCUCCAAAACCUCGCACGGCAGCUAAUUUGCUGGACGUUCUCCACACAUGCCUCGAACACAUGCCAAAAGAUGUGACAAACAAUCCCCUUGCCGUAGGAGACUCCACCAUCAUCUGGGUGACAAAAUGGGUGGAUUAUUCCAAUAAAUAUGGAUUUGGAUUCCAACUUUCCAACGAUGCUAUUGGCGUGCUCUUCAACGAUACGUCACGAAUCGUCAUGUCACCAGACGGAAGAGCAAUCCAGUACUACGACAUGACUGGGAAACUGUCUACAUUCACUGUGGAGUGCGUGCCAGAGGAACUGGAGAAAAAGACUACCCUGUUACUGUACUUUGCGAGGUACAUGGACGAGCAUCUUAUACAGGGUGGUAACGUGGAGACAUCGAGAGACUCGGAUGAUUACGUGUGGGGAGGGACUGCCUACCUGAAAAAGUGGUUCCGGACCGGAAAAGCUAUUGUGCUAUAUCUUAGUGAUGGUACCCUUCAGGUGAAUUUCUUCGACGACCACACGAAGAUUAUCAUGAGCUAUAUGAAGAACGACUACUUUGUGACUUACAUUGACGAGGACAGAACUGCCAACACUUAUCCCAUGGUUCACAUCAUCCAGGAUGGCUGCCGUAGAGAUAUCGUGGAACGAAUGGCUUUUGCUAAGUCCAUGUUAAAAAACCUGGUCGAUAUUGAAGGGGCCGACAUUUAAAUGUGAUAUAACACAGUAUUUAUUCAGUGCAAGCGUCCGACAUCACCCACGUGUCUUUCUAUUUCCAUCCGUGACGUAUAGUGUCACUGUGACGUCAAAGGCUGCCAUUAAAUGCCUGCUAGGCCAUAUGACGUCCAUGUGACGUGAAAUUGUGAUAAAACAUAUUUCCUUUUGUUUAAGCAUAGAAUGACUCUGCUUGUGCUUAUGGAAUAUUACCUCUCUUUCGAACAGAAUUCAGGAAUGAUUGUGGAGUUAGAUCAGAAAUGUUGGAGAAGCUGUUGACUUUGAAAGUCUUUCAUUAUUUAUGUGGACAAAGCAACUAAGAGAAAAAACAUCAAUCGGUCAUCUGUCAUUUUGCUGUGAAAAUCAUGAGGAUCACUGGGAUAAGGGAAACCGACAGAAACAUUUUUUUCUGUGUUGAAGAUAGUGUGUACCUUAUAUUGUAUUCCUAUUGAAUAACUUUCACUACAACAGUAUUUCCCUUACGUUGUAAACUACGAGAAAAAGAUUUUUCGGAGAUUAUAACAAUUAUAUACACUAUUGUCAAGAGAUAUGUGUUGAUCUUCCGAAACUUUCUUGCCAGAAAUCAAGUGAAGAUUGUUAAGACCUUGAUCUUUGUUGUGUUUCUGACACGUGCUCCAAUCCCCUAGCAAUUAGUUCUAAGGGAAGUAUAUCACCUUUGUAUGAUUUGUAGCGAUCUCAUUUGCCAAAAUCAAAAAAUGAGUUUAGCAAUGAAAACAAAUAAUAAACUUGUUGCAAUAUUUUUACAUCAUUUAUAAAUGGUGUUUGACCAAAAUGUCUCCUCUAAAUAUAAAAGUAUGUCAAACAUAUCAGAGGCAGAAAGAGAAUGGUCAUUGUGAUAUCAGUAUGUCUGUGUCUACUUCCGGUUCCGGUAAAGUUGUCACAAAGUCUUGAACCUUUGCUGGUAUUUUGGCAAUAGAUGAAUUAGUUGUUAAGUAAAGAGAUAAAUAGUGUAUACGAGAAAGACUAAAUCUCCUUUCGUGCAAGGACCAAACUGUCCAGUAGUAUUCUGACAGAAUGUAUUGAAAACUUUUCCAUUUGUGAUAAUUUGUGUUGGGAAAAUUUGCUAGUCAAAAUUUACUUGGGAAUAAUAUUGAUCAUUCCAACAAUUAAUGGUGAAGAAUUUGAUAAACUUUUACAUCUGUUCAGCUUUAUUCUGGCAUGCAUUUGGUAUUCUGCUUUCGAGCUUGUAUACAGUGUAUAUGCUAUAAGUGCUUGUUGUGUGGCCAUCACGUGGAUCGUAUAAAUUUCAAAAAUAUGUGAGGUUGAAAGCCACGUGUGAUAUCCACUACUCCUGUAAAUGUGAUACUAUUUGUCUCCCUGAAAAAUGGACCAUGAUUUUAAAUGAUCUCAUUAAUAUGCAAAAUUUAACUUUAUGUACAAAAGUAUGGUAGCGACGUAUACACUUAGAACAUUGAAAAUGUAGUGAAGAUGUACGACUGUCAGGGAUGAGAAAAUACGUUCGAAAUUCCGCACAUUAUAGAUAAUGUAACAAGGGUUUCCAAUUUAAUUUCUACUUUAAAUGUGCAAAAGCGAAUUUGUUGAUGUCUUUGUUGCUUGUGAAUAUUGAGUUUGUUUUGAUGAGUGUUUGACAUUUUAUUGAUGAACUAUACUGUUUAUAUGAAUUCAAUGAAAUAUAUUUUUUCAACUUGGCAUGGUCAUGACCUUCAGUUUGAUGACAUAGUCAUGACGUAAUAUGACAUGUAAGGCUGUACGAGAUAGUAUGAGGAAUUAAGUGACUUGAGAAGACUGCACGAAAUCGAAUACUUGGAUAAAAAUACCCCUUCUUGAGUAAAUGUGUAUUCGUUAUCAGGUAAUCAACGGAGCCAGGAAUCCGCAUUUGAUCCUGAUUUGUAUCUGCAGAUGUGAUAUGUUGGUAUGCUAUCAAUAGUUCAGAAGAUCGUUUGAUGAAUGGAGAAGUGCAACGGAUGUGUGUGUGUGUGUGAUGGAGGAACUUGAUUAAUGUGUUUCCAUAAGUUAAGUGUGGAUAAAUAUUUGUGCGUUAAGCGUCAGAGAAAUUCCAAUAUUUUGUAAAUUAUGAUUGAUGAGAAAAUGGUCACAACCUGUCCAGUGUGGCUGACUACUAUUUUGCCUCUUUUUUGCAAUAAAUACGGAAAAUCUAAGAACUGAAAAA